This is a messenger RNA of Bipolaris sorokiniana ND90Pr, 759 nucleotides long. RefSeq lists its product as uncharacterized. The record is from RefSeq and is a predicted model, not a curated record. Bases 83 to 460 code for a protein of 125 amino acids. The transcript is spliced from 2 exons. Lineage: Eukaryota; Fungi; Ascomycota; Dothideomycetes; Pleosporales; Pleosporaceae.
CAACAUUUCCAUCAACAUUUUCAUCAACAUUCUCACAAACAUCGUCAAAGACAUCGAACACGCUUCCACAACUUUCGACACCAUGCGAUUCAACAUUUUGCCAAUGGUCGCUAUCGCGGCAACUUUACCAAGCGUUUCUCUAUCUGCGCCGACUGAUUCCGUUGGCAUCUCUGCCCGCGACAACACCGCUGCUAUAAUUGGCACCUGGGAUGAUAAGCAAUGUGGCAUCUCGAAAGUAGAUGACAGCGUCGCUGUCCCUGAUAACCGCCCCACCGGUAAUUGCAAGGAGUUGCGUGGGAACAGUAUGCAGGUCUUCUGGGUCAAGAAGGGAUGCGUAGUUUUGCUUUUUAAGAACAGAGGCUGUAAGACGGACCCAACGCCCGCAACCUCGCUGGCGAAUGGCUGGAAUCAAUGUUUUGAUAAUAGUCGAUAUGUGAGCUGGACAACAUAUUGUGCGUAGGUUAUUGGAUAAGGUACUACUGGUAGAUCAAUGGACGGGGUACUGUUGGUAGAGUGUUGUAAUGUGGUUUUGGGGACGGGAUCUGUAGAUCGCUUAAUCAUGGCAUAAUCUAGACGGGCUAUUGAAGACUUUGUGGAAAAUGCUAGCUGGGCACGUGAGAUAGACCUCGCUAAGGACAUGUUCGGUUUCGCGUUAUGCGCCUGCAUCUUUUAUGCCUACUUGCGUGUAGAGCUCAGCAGGAAAACCUUGCUAGUGUCGUGGCUGGACCUUCCCGAACUUCUAUAGGUCACGAAGGGGUG